This is a messenger RNA of Drosophila virilis, 2027 nucleotides long. RefSeq names its product sorting nexin 33-like protein SH3PX1 (gene SH3PX1). The record is from RefSeq and is a predicted model, not a curated record. Gene Ontology annotation, biological process: endocytosis; protein transport; mitotic cell cycle. Gene Ontology annotation, molecular function: protein binding; phosphatidylinositol binding. Lineage: Eukaryota; Metazoa; Arthropoda; Insecta; Diptera; Drosophilidae. Gene Ontology annotation, cellular component: cytoplasmic vesicle; plasma membrane.
AAACACGCAACGGUCACACUAGUCACACACACUGACUCAGACACUGGCUUUUUCAAUUGCUUUAUGGGAGCGGAUUUAGAUAAAAAAAACGCGUUAAUAUCGUGCAAUAACCAAAAUGACAUCUUACGUACGCGCUAUGUACGAUUUUUCUGGUGAGCCAGGCUCAUCAGAACUAUCGAUCGUCACCGGCGACAUUCUAACAGUCACAAGGAGCGAUGUAGGCGAAGGUUGGUGGGAGGGCAAAAACAGUCGAGGCCAAAUUGGGCUCUUUCCAGCGGCUUACGUGGAGGUGAUGUCCGCCGCGGAGGCGCGCCAAUUCACCAGCGGUGCUGAGACAAGUAACCCAGCUGCUGGUCCGCCUCUCGAUCCAUUUGAUAUGCCACCUGCGCCCAGGUAUGAUCAAACGGCCGAUGACGACAACGACAGCAUUUGGACGGACAGCGAGGACAACGAGACAUAUUCAGAGAUAGCGCCAGCAGGUGGCAAAUCCGGAGCAGCGGCACGCUCGGGCGGCCUCACGCAUUCCGCCAGCGACUACGACAACAGGCAUCUACCUGUUGCGCCCAGCGAGGAUGGCAUAUCACUUAGCUCCACAGCGGCUGGUGCCAGUGCGGCCACCAUUAAGAAGGGCAUGUUCGCUAAAAGCUCGGAUUCCUAUAUACUCGGCCUAUCCAGCAACAAGGAAAAGAUACCCGAAUGCGAGCUGGCGUAUAUCACGCAACUGGAGGACUCCAUAUACCAAUGGACGCAGAAUCAUUCACCCUACUCCGUCAUUGUGGCCAGUCCCAAAAAGGAGUCCAAAUUCAAGGGCAUGAAAACAUUUAUUGCCUACCAGCUGACGCCUAGUUUUAAUAAUAUCUCUGUGUCGCGUCGCUACAAACACUUCGAUUGGCUGCACGAGAGGCUGGCGGACAAGUUUUGUUUGAUACCGGUGCCACCGCUGCCGGACAAGCAGAUCUCUGGCCGAUAUGAGGAGCAAUUUGUGGAGCAUCGACGCGUACAAUUGCAGGAGUUCGUCGACUGGGUCUGCCGUCAUCCGGUUAUAUCGAAAUGCGAGGUCUGGUAUCAUUUUCUGACAUGCACGGACGAAAAGAUCUGGAAGUCGGGCAAACGGAAAGCCGAACGGGAUCCGUAUAUGGGCGUUAACUAUUGCCUGGCCAUAUCGCCGCCGGACAAGAAUCUGCUGCACUCCAAGGUGGACGCACAGCUGGAGACGGGCACACAGUUCAUACACAGCAUGGAUAUGGCCAUACGCAAUCUGAAUAACAUUUCCAACGAUAUGGCCAAACGUUCGCUGACCCAAAGCAAAAAGGAAUUCCAGCGCAUCGGCGACGGCCUCUCCGAUCUGGCAAAAUCGCUGUCCAUUGAUGAACGGCGCGCGCCCACACGCAACGGCGUGCCGCUCUCGGAGAGCGUGGGUCGCAUUGGUGGCAUUUACAUUGGCAUCGGUCAAAUGUUUGGCGAUCAGUCCAAGCACGACUGGAUACCGCUCUCCGAUCGGCUGCACAUCUACAGAGGCGUCUUGAAUUGCUUUCCGGACAUCUUCUCGACGCACAAGGGCGCCAUACAAAAGCGCAAGGACUGCGAGCGUUCCACCGCCGAGGGCAAGAUGAGCAAUGCCCAGCUGCAGGAUGUGAACAGGCGCACAGAUGUUGUCUCCUAUACGGUGCUGGCCGAGCUAACCCAUUUCAAGAGCGAACGGGAUACGCAUCUAAAGCAAACACUGAAGGCCUUCAUUGCCGAGCAAAUCAAGUUCUAUCAGGGCGUUGUAGGACGCCUGCAGGAGGCGCAUCGCCAGAUCGAAUAGGACGACGACGACGAUGACUUCUUCCCCCGGAGGGCUGGGCGCAACACGGCUGGGAGCACAACAAGCACACGUACACGUACACACACUAUUUUUUAGCUGAAACAACAUUCGCACGCGCGCAUUUUAAAUGCUUUAAAAAAACAAAUGAAACUAAAUGAAAACGAAAACUAAACAAAACUCUUUUUAAUUAGAUGUGGUUUGAACUAAACUAUAAACUUAA